Lineus longissimus is the source of this 1461-nucleotide messenger RNA. RefSeq lists its product as uncharacterized. The transcript has a single exon. The record is from RefSeq and is a predicted model, not a curated record. Bases 1 to 1461 code for a protein of 486 amino acids. Gene Ontology annotation, molecular function: DNA helicase activity. Gene Ontology annotation, biological process: DNA repair; telomere maintenance. NCBI's taxonomy places the organism in Eukaryota, Metazoa, Nemertea, Pilidiophora, Heteronemertea, Lineidae.
AUGCAUUAUUCAGCCAUUCAAAACAUGCGUCAACAAUUUGAACCAAACCGCGAAUUGCUCAUCAAAAUAACUGCUGCUAUGGAACAGUAUUCAGCAGACAAUGACGACAAUGACAUUGAUGGUGCAAACGAUAGUUCCCCUCAAGAUGAAACCACAUCGAAAAAAGAUAUUAACGAUUUCAUAAAAUCAGCUCACAACAAAAAACCGGAAGACUACAAUGUAAAAACAAGGCAGGCUGUCUGUGAAAAUAUACAAAAAUUAAAUGUUGAACAACGACGUAUAUUUGAUGACGUCAUGGAACGAUUGUCAGACUCAACCCACAAACCCUUCUAUUUAUAUAUUGGAGGACGUGCUGGAACAGGCAAAACAUUUCUCAUGAAAGUAAUUAUCGAUGGAGCAAAGCUACUGCUGAUGAAAUCGGGUGACGAUUUAAAUAAAGAAUCCGUACUAGUGAUGUCUCCCACUGCUACAGCUGCACGACUAAUAGGUGGUCACACCAUUGAAAGUGCCAUGGGCAUGUACAGAAAUGAUGACACUGAGGUCAUUGACACAUUUUCAACAAAUGCUACCCUGGCAUCGCGACACAGCCAAGUGCAACUUCUCUGCAUUGAUGAAGUUUCCAUGUUGGGGUGUCGCAAAUUUCAUAAUAUUCACCUUCAAUGCAAAGCUAUAUUUGGACGACAUUCAAAACCGUUUGGAAAUAUGCCAUUGAUAUGCACAGGAGACUUCUUCCAACUGCCACCAGUUGGAGACUGCUGGAUAUUUAAGGACUUCACUCGCAAUAGUGGUAUAAGUUUUCCAGCCCAAAAUAAGUGGAAAGCAUAUUUCAAAACCUACAAUCUAGAACAAAAGAUGCGUUCCAUUGGUGAUGCAGCCUUCUCUGAUUUGUGCGAUCGCAUUGGCUUAGGACCGGCUCAUCUCACCGACGAUGAUGUAACCUUUCUUGAAAACCGUGUCCAAUCAUGCCCUGAUGAAGACAACAAUGAUAAAUUCAAGACAGGUAACCUGGCCAUUAUCGUCAUCAACAACAAAAUACGUGAACAAAUAAACGCAACGAAACUCGUCACUACCAUUAACAGCCCAUCAACAGUGUUUGAUGCUGAAGACAAGGCAGCAAAUGUUGAUCGCUUUGAUAAAUGGACAUUGCUGGACCAACCAUACACCAAAACUGGCCAUUUACCAAACCGACUCGAAGUAAAGCUGGAAUGCCCAGUAAUGUUGACUGUCAACCUCAACAAAAUGGAUGGCCUGACAAAUGGUGUCAGAGGAUAUGUUGUUCACAUUGAUGAAGAAUGUAAUAUCAUCUGGGUGAAAUUCCCACCAGAUGUUGGGAAACGUUCUAUAUCAUGUGCCAAGAUUAAAUAUGGCAUCAACCACCAAAACGGAUGUGUCCCUAUAACCCAAAUGCGAACAACUUUCAAGUUCAAAAACCAGAGCAUGCAUCACAAUGUCAAGAUUUAG